AUGGUAUCGCAAAUGAAUAUCUUCUGCGGUGGACUGGUGGCCGUACUCUCUCUCCUCGCAGAUAGCGUAGUACGCUUCACCGUGGCUCCGGAGUGCGAAAUUGCUCCAUGCACCUCCCUUCUACCCACCAGCCGGAUGGAUAUCACGUUGCCUCCGCCGGGAGCCUCCACGGACGUGUGGGUGCGCCGACGCAUGCUCUACAUAAUGCGAGGAGCGACUCGUUACCGCCUUACCCACGCCGUCCUCCCCAAUGAUACCCGGCUUCCUGGUACCAAUCACGUCGUUCACCGGGAUCGACGCAUCACCGUCAUGUGUCGACCACGGCCCGAAUGUCUGCCACAAUCACAGCCUGGAGAUGGUUCCUACUCUUAUGGCCGGUUGUCAUAA
Messenger RNA from Hydatigera taeniaeformis, 387 nucleotides. NCBI's taxonomy places the organism in Eukaryota, Metazoa, Platyhelminthes, Cestoda, Cyclophyllidea, Taeniidae. The record is from the annotation of a GenBank genome assembly.